This is a messenger RNA of Beta vulgaris subsp. vulgaris (sugar beet), 1590 nucleotides long. Its product is annotated as protein HOMOLOG OF MAMMALIAN LYST-INTERACTING PROTEIN 5. Bases 67 to 1416 code for a protein of 449 amino acids. Gene Ontology annotation, biological process: late endosome to vacuole transport via multivesicular body sorting pathway. The record is from RefSeq and is a predicted model, not a curated record. The transcript has 6 exons. Gene Ontology annotation, cellular component: multivesicular body. NCBI's taxonomy places the organism in Eukaryota, Viridiplantae, Streptophyta, Magnoliopsida, Caryophyllales, Amaranthaceae.
UCUCUACCUUCUCUGUCAUUUUCUCUCUCCUCUCAUCGUCUUUCCUGAGACUAAUCAAGCUCAGCUAUGGCGACCGAAAAUGAACCAGCGAAGCUAUUGCUUCCCUAUCUUCAACGCGCCGAUGAGCUUCAAAAGCAUGAACCUCUCAUCGCUUAUUACUGUCGAUUGUAUGCGAUGGAACGAGGGUUGAAGAUUCCUCAAAGUGAGCGUACUAAGACUACUAGCUCUCUUCUUGUUUCUCUUAUGAAACAGCUUGAAAAGGAUAAGAAGUCGUUGACCUUGUCAUCUGAUGACCACUUGCACUUGGAAGGAUUUGCUUUAAACGUGUUUGCGAAGGCUGACAAGCAAGAUCGAGCUGGGCGAGCUGACAUAAAUACUGCAAAAACUUUCUAUGCUGCAAGCAUCUUCUUUGAGAUACUGAAUCAAUUUGGAGACCUCGCACCUGAUCUUGAGCAGAAGCAGAAAUAUGCAGUAUGGAAAGCAGCUGAUAUAAGGAAGGCUCUAAAAGAAGGAAGGAAGCCUGUUCCAGGUCCUCCUGGUGGCGAACAAGAUUCAUCCACUCCGUCAAGUGCUCCAAGCAAUGAAUAUGAUGCUGAACAAAGGCAGACAGGGCAUGAUGUCAAUCCAGGUCCAGAACUCCACCGAAUGCCCUCUGCUCAAUUCCCAGAUGGUUUGAAGAGACAGCCUUCUGCUGAUAUCUCACCUUCACCUCCAUCAUUUCGGACUGGCGAUUAUCCUCCACCUAGUGCCGAUUAUUCUUCCCAUACAGCUGAUUAUACUUCCCACAGUGCUGAUUAUCCGUCUCAUACAGCUGAUUAUCCUUCUCAUGAUUACCAAUCUGGUCAUGGUUCCGGAAGGCCAGAGAAUCCUACUUACCCUCAGCCCUAUCAAAGUCAAACUUAUCCGCAAGAACCUCCACAUCAACCUCAGGUUCCGCAAAAUUAUCAGUCGCAUGACAUUCCAGCACCUCAACAUCUACCGCAGGUUCCGCAAAAUUAUCAUCCUCAGGACAUGCCAGCACCCCAUUCUUUUCCUAACUUUCAGUCAUACCCAAGUUUUUCUGAAAGCAGUCUUCCAGCUGUCCCAUCACAUCAACCAUCUUAUUAUCAAGGUUCUGAUGCUUCAUAUUCUCACCACUCUAGCCCAUCAGUAACAAAUUAUGCAUCAGCUCCUCAUUUCAGUCCAGGUGGUAGAAAUGGUAAUGUUCAAGAUGUCCCAGCCAGUGGUCAAACUCCAACAAGUACUCAGACAUUCCAUUAUGAUAGCAACUACCAGCCUGCACCUGAGAAGAUUGCAGAAGCCCACAAGGCAGCAAGAUUUGCUGUGGGAGCAUUGGCAUUUGAUGAGGUACCCGUUGCAGUUGAGCACCUGAGGAAAGCGCUCGAGUAUCUGACAAAUCCUUCUGCAGGUCAGUAGGUUUGUCAUUGACAAUACAGUGUGAUCUGUCUGUGAUAUUUCUUGUUGCCUCUUUUUUUUGUUUAAUCAUAAAAAAUGGAUUGAGAUGUAAAUGUUACUGGAUAUGUCAAUGAUCAAAUUGUCUUACCUUACCCCAGUUACAUGAUGUGAAUGAGAUUUAUGUUUGCUUUCUAA